GCAGCAAAAAUUUUACUUUUCUACAUUAUAUUCUAUGCGGCGUUAACUGGAUUCUUUGCUGCCGUAUUUGCGGUGUUUUAUCAAACACUGGAGGCAGAUAAACCCAAAUGGAUGCUUGACAAUGGAUUGAUUGGAUCGAAUCCAGGUCUUGGCUUCCGACCAAUGCCCCCAGAGGCGAAUGUUGAGAGCACUUUAGUUUGGUACGAAUCAUCGAAGAAAGACAAUUAUAUGUAUUGGGUUGAGGAAACUGAGCGAUUCCUGAGAUAUCACACCUAUGACGAUUUACCCAAGAAGAAUCAAGUGAACUGCUCGUUCGAGCAUCCGCCACCAGAGGGCAAAGUCUGUGGCGUUGAAGUUUCUAGUUUUGCGCCCUGCACUCUUGAAAAUAACUUUGGUUAUCACGUGGCCAGGCCCUGCAUAUUCCUCAAGUUGAAUAAGAUUUACAACUGGGAGCCACAGAUUUACGAUUUAACAAAUUUGCCCAAAGACAUGCCAGAGGGCUUGAAACACCACAUCAAGGAGAAGCAGAGCCUGCGACCAAAUGAGACUGCCGUUGUUUGGGUAUCGUGCGAGGGCGAGAAUCCAGCUGAUGUUGAAAACAUUAAGUCACGCGAUUAUUAUCCUCGCAUGGGUUUCCCCUCAUUCUAUUUCCCAUUCAAAAAUAUCGAGGGCUAUAUACCGCCAAUUGUGGCUGUACAAUUUACCGUUGAAACCGGCGUAUUGAUCAACAUUGAGUGCAAAGCCUGGGCUCGCAACAUCAAACAUGAUCGUUCGGAUAGGAGAGGAUCCGUCCACUUUGAGUUAAUGGUCGACUAAGAUACCCAACAUGGAGCAAAGCAUCAUCAGUGAAUGAGCG
Drosophila navojoa is the source of this 856-nucleotide messenger RNA. RefSeq names its product sodium/potassium-transporting ATPase subunit nervana 3 (gene nrv3). Gene Ontology annotation, biological process: intracellular potassium ion homeostasis; intracellular sodium ion homeostasis; potassium ion import across plasma membrane. Gene Ontology annotation, molecular function: ATPase activator activity. The record is from RefSeq and is a predicted model, not a curated record. Gene Ontology annotation, cellular component: sodium:potassium-exchanging ATPase complex. Lineage: Eukaryota; Metazoa; Arthropoda; Insecta; Diptera; Drosophilidae.